Messenger RNA from Quercus lobata, 1689 nucleotides. RefSeq names its product nuclear transcription factor Y subunit A-3-like. The record is from RefSeq and is a predicted model, not a curated record. Bases 296 to 1246 code for a protein of 316 amino acids. Lineage: Eukaryota; Viridiplantae; Streptophyta; Magnoliopsida; Fagales; Fagaceae. Gene Ontology annotation, molecular function: DNA-binding transcription factor activity. Gene Ontology annotation, biological process: regulation of DNA-templated transcription. The transcript has 5 exons.
UAAUGCAUUCAAUCCUCUUCUUGAGUGCUUGGAGGCUUUAUGUUGAUGUGUUCUUGAGUCCAUCUUUUCUAUUUUUGAAUGAUUGCAAACAUGUCAUUACAUGCAUGUAUUUACAUGAUUUUAUGAAAAUUACUCAUUGACUUUUGUGUUUUUCAUGAGUAGCUAAUCUCAAAUUGAGCCAAAGUAACCUGCUUACAGUUAAGGAUCUUUUGGCUUUGGCAUCAAAUUCAGAAAAAAAAAUUGACAGACAUCUAAACUUUCCCAAGAAAAAUUCUUGACAAAACCUGUUCAUGCAAUGCCCCAUCUCACUGUUAAAUGCUCAUCGUGGUGGAAUUCAAAUGAACAGAAAAUUCCAUCGUCUUCAUCCAAGACCGCAAGCUUGAAAAUGGAUUCUCCACAACAACAAAUUCAUGAAGCAAAACAUUUAGGUCUUCAACUACCAGACCAGGAAUCAUCCACAAUUCAAUUUACUGGUCAGUCUCACCAUGAAGUGGGUGCUGUGGGAGGGACCAAUUCUCAAGGUCAAUGCAUUUCAUCAGAAUCAGAUCAAGAUGAAGGUUGUGGCAAUGCCAAAGGUCAAAUGAAGGCAGGUUUUUUGUUGAAUAAUUCAGAUUUUAUGUUCAAUCCCUCACAAGUUGCUCAUAGCUAUUCAAUGGCUCGUGUUCCAUAUCCUUAUGCUGAGCCAUGCUUUGGUGGGUUGUUGACUGCUUAUGGACCACAAGCAAUUAUGAUGGGGAUGGCACCUGCACGAGUCCCACUGCCACUUGAUUUUACGGAUUAUGGACCCAUUUAUGUCAAUCCAAAACAGUACCAUGGAAUCCUCAGAAGGAGACAGUCACGUGCAAAACUUGAGGCUCAAAACAAACUUGUCAAAGCUCGAAAGCCAUAUCUUCAUGAGUCUCGGCAUCGUCAUGCAUUAAAUAGGACUAGGGGGACUGGUGGACGCUUUCUCAGCACAAAAAAGGGGCAAAAUCCUGAUCCAACCGCCACUAGUAGCAACCAUUAUGUCUCGGACACUGAAAAUAUAUCAGACUUUGAUAGUAGUCAAUUUGGAACCCAUCAACAUGUUGGUUCCAUUACAGCCUGCUCUGACAUCACUAGUGUCUCCAAUAGAAAUGGUAACAAUGCCUAUCAGCAGCCGGGUCACAGGUUCUCAGGCCUGUCUCCCCACUUGGGUGGAGCCAUGCAAUGCAAUGGGAGCCUUGUGUCCGGUGGCACCCAACACUGUGCUUCAGUUGUCCGGUGAGGAUACACUGUACUUCAGUCGUCCGGUGAGGAUAUUGGGAAGUACACGAUUACCAUUUCACUGGUCUGGCAAUUCAUCCUUGGCUUUGUCACUUAAACUUUCUAUAUGCUAUUAUAAUAUGCUUGAUUUCAAAUUGCGUAAGAGACGCCACCAUGUACCAGGUUUAUCUAUCUGCUUCCUGCUUCUUGCGUUGCAUGGAUUGUGAGAAUAAUCACAUGGCUGUAAGGAGAGGCCGUGCUUGUAAUCCUACUAUGCUAAUACGUCACUUUGGUUGUUACUAUGUAACUCUUUGCAUAAAUGGGAGAUCAUCAAACACAAUAUAUAUUUAUAUAUGAUGCUUCCGGCUAUAUUCUCCUAGAAGGCUAGAAAUUUGAUCUUUUUUUUUUGCGUUUUCAUACUAUGUAUGUUUUAGGGUAUCCAUAAUAUAUUAUCCUCUUUAUGUA